This is a messenger RNA of Parathielavia appendiculata, 4668 nucleotides long. RefSeq lists its product as uncharacterized. NCBI's taxonomy places the organism in Eukaryota, Fungi, Ascomycota, Sordariomycetes, Sordariales, Chaetomiaceae. Gene Ontology annotation, cellular component: nucleus. Gene Ontology annotation, molecular function: sequence-specific DNA binding; protein binding; DNA-binding transcription factor activity. The transcript is spliced from 2 exons. Bases 1 to 4668 code for a protein of 1555 amino acids. The record is from RefSeq and is a predicted model, not a curated record. Gene Ontology annotation, biological process: regulation of ribosomal protein gene transcription by RNA polymerase II.
AUGACUUCGUCGGUUCUGGACGGCGGCGCUGGCUGUGAGUCGCCGGCGCCGCCUGCAUUCUCUCCCCUCACGGACCCUACCGACCCGGGAAACCGCGAGCCUUCGGUCGGGGUGUCCAUCAACGAUACGGAGCCUACAGCUGAUGCACCACCCAUCGCUCCCCUCGGCAAUGCCGAACCCAAUGGCGACUUCUCGGCCGACGUCAAGGCCAUCCCCCCGCGAAAUUCCCACGGGCAGACAACAGAGCCAGCCAUCCCUGCAUCACAGCAGCCUGCCCCCAUGGGCGACGCCAUGAAUCUUGAUGCGCCCAUGAACACCGGCAUCGACUACACCACCAGCCCCGGCCUCGACCUCUACCCGCAGCAUCCAUCGCAGAUCCUCAUGGCCCUCGCUCGGCUGUCUGCCGCAUCCCAGUCCCAGCUGCUUGCACAGCCCCCGUCGACCGUCCGCCCGUCACAGGUCUCCCUUCCCCCACAAGCGAUGCUCGACACUCCAGAUUCUUUGAUGCAUGACGCCCCCGAUGCCGCUGCUGCCGCCCUUCCCCCCGAAGCGCCGCUCGAAUCGUUCGCCAGGAUCGAGUUUGCCGACAGCGUGUUCCAAAUGACCACAUAUGCCGUCAUCAUUGGACGCGACCAGCGUGCACUAGACCAGGCCAGGAGAGAUGAGCGUCGACUCGAGGAAUACCAGCGCAGAGUACGAGAGAACGAACAACUCGGCCUGCCUGCGCCAUCGCCGCCGACACAGGACCGCGGAAAAUUCAGCAAGUCGUACGUCAGCGAGGAGGGUGGUAUGCUGGGUCCAGAGUCGGAUGGCGAAGAGAAUCCGCGUCCGUCCAAGAGGAGGAAAACGAGCGGCGGCGGCGGAUCUGCCUCGGGAGAUUCCCACCAGGUAGAAGCUGCUGCCGGGGAGCUAGCCGGCUUGGAGGAGAAGAACACGGCCUUAAACAGGCAGUACGUCUCCCACACUCCAGGGGCGGCUGCUGUCAAUCUCAGCGCCCUCCGCCCGUCACCGUACUACGUCCCUUUCAUCGGUAUCCACUCCCCGGGGCCAAACAUCGCCAGCAGAACAAAGGCCAUCUCGAGGGAGCAUCUGAAAAUCGAGUUCAACCAGAAGGCGGGCGUGUUCGAGGCCAUUCCGCUCCACAAAAACGGCUUCUUUUGUGAAGACGUGCAUUACAAGGACGAAAAGGUUGUCUUGAAAAGCGGCGACCGUUUACAAAUCAAGGACGUUGACUUCGUCUUCAUCAUCAACGGCGUUCCCCAUGGCAAGACUGGCGCCGAGGACAUCAUCGACGAAGACGGCGUGUCCAGUAGGCGGUACUCGGAAGGCGGCAAGGAGAUGAGCUUUGACUUUGAGAGCUCGCACGAUCCGGAGAGACGCAGCACUAGUCCCGAAGAAGUUCCGGCCACGGCCACAAAGGAGGAGAGCGACAGCGAGCUCUCCGAGCCAGCCGAGGACAUCCCGGAGCCGGAGCCGGAAGAAAUGCCAGAACAGGACGUCAUGGAAACCAUUGAAAAGGACCCGGAGGUGCCACCAACCAUCAAACCCGAAUCCGAAUUGUCGCUGGAGAUGCUUGCCAGCCUCGGCCCCCCAUUACCCAAGAAACGUGGUCCUGGACGCCCGCCAAAGAACGGCAUCAUGUCUAAGAGAGAGGAGAGGCUGCGGAAGAAGGCGGCGAUGGAGCUCGUCAAGAAAAAUAUGCCGCAACCACCGCCAGGCGACCCGCCUGUCAAGAGGAAGGUUGGCCGGCCGCGCAAGCACCCGCUCCCCGAAGACGCACCGGACAAGCCAGAGAAGCGCAAGUACAAACCCCGCAAGUCCAAGACUGGCGAGGAAGGCGAGGGCUCCGACGUUGAGAAGACUAUCAAAGAGAGGAGACGUGAAAAGCCCAAGACACCACCUCUGGAGUUGAACAGGGAGGACUACACCGAGGAACAGCUGCAGAAGCCGCAAAAGAACUACGGCAUGCUGAUUGACGAGGUCUUGAGUGCUGCACCUGAUGGUCUGACUCUCAAACAAAUCUACAAGCGGAUCCAGAUGAAGUAUCCCUUCUAUUACUUCGCCGUCGAUACCAAAGGUUGGGAGAGCAGUGUUCGGCACAACCUCAUCGGCAACGACGCCUUCAAAAAGAACGACGAAACCCACCUGUGGAGUCGAGUGCCAGGCAUAGAUAUUGACGCGGGCAAGAAACGCACCAAAGCAACAUCGCCAGACCAUCCCACGUCUGUGCACACCUUUGGCCAGCACUACUCCGCCUCGGCCACCCCGACAACGCCACAGAUGUUCCACACCGAAUCAGGGAUGCAACAAGGCCUCCGUUCUGGCUCGGCGCCUCAACGUGCCGGACAACCGCCCGUCCAGGGCCAGGCGGCCAUUGGUCAACAUCCACAGCCGCAGCUGGGUGCGCAAAUCGUCGGUGCUGCCUCUCAGCAAGCGCCGCGGCAGCCGUAUCCAACUCCUAUGCAAAUGCAAGGAGCCGCAUCCACAGCCGUUCAUGGGAAUGCGGCUGCCGCACACCCGCCUCAAGGGACCGCGCAGGCCACAGCGUAUUCCUCACCUUACACAUCAAGACCUCCGCCUGCUGCAGCUGCCCACUCUGCCGGUCCUUCCCAGGGUGCAGCACGGCAAGGCUUGCCGGCUAGCACCGUGGCGAGCCCGGUGAAAGGCUUGCCCCGGGUUAGUGCCUCUACUGCUCAGACAGCGGCGCCUGCCUCAAUCGGAGGACGCCUCGCACAACCGCCCUCGAAUGGCAACACACUCACCCUCAAGCCAGCUGUUGCGCCGGAACUGAUCAAGCAUGUAACCAAUUUCAAGACGACGGUCACGGAGCAGUUGUCAAAGCGGACUUCAGCUGCCGAAGCUGUCGCCAUGUCCGUCAUCAACCGCGGUCUUGGGUUGGCGGCAGAAAGCACGAUUCCGGAAGAGGAGAGCUUGGAGAAGAUUGUGCUCGGUGUGUUCGAGUCGAGCAGGAAAAAACUGGGCGCUGACCAGUUCCUUCACCCGGGGCUGGUGCAGACCCUUGGGAACUUCAAGAACAACAUGAUCAAGACGUUGGAGCCGAAGAUGGGAAAGCUGAACGCCGAGCGCUUGAUUUUGUCUGCUGUGGAUCGCGUGCUAGGAUUUGCUGACCGCAGCACAAUGGCGGGUUCCGAGCCGGAAAGGAAGCAGUACGACGAGGCCGAAAACGUUCUCAUCUCGGCCAUCCAGCGGGUCGUCACGGAGCAUCAAAGGACCUUGGCCGCAGUGGCGUCUGCUUCGUCGGCGCCAUCGCCUGCACCUAGGCCAGGAUCAACAUCCACUCCGGCGGCAGCCCCCGGCUCCAAUGCGAUGUCCGCAAAGGGGCCUGCGCCUGCUCAUGGCCCUGCAGUGGCUGGGGUAUAUUCUACAACGGCCCCCCUGAAAUCGGGAGCGAAACCAGCGCAGCCUGCGCCGGCCCCGAUGUACCCUGCACCAGGACCCGUCCACCUGCCCGCUGCAGCGCCCACUGCGCCAGUAGCUAGUCCAGUCACUUUUGCUACGCCUAUCCAACAGGUUUCUCAUCCUGGCACAGGAUUGCACAUUCCUGCAUCUGCUGCUUCCAUAGCCAAGAUUCCCCCUCAGGCUCCCGUCUUCAGUGCGGCCCAAGGCUUUGUUCAGGCGCCGGGACAGUACUCGAAUUCGACCGCAUCCCCGGCCGCUCCCACGGUUGCACAGGCACGGAGUUCAGCAACUACGUCUGGGACAGUUCAAGCCGCUCAAAGCCCAGCCCAUGUUCCGAAUCAACCGCAAUCACCGGCUCAUGCGUUGGCCCAAGCUCAGGCCAAAGCCGCGGCGGCUCAGAACGGUCUGACCGAAAAGCCAGCCCAGGUGCAGGCUCCCGCUGGGCUUGCGGCGCCGCCUACAACACAGACAUCGGGUCAAUAUUCUUCCUCCACGACUGCUGUUCUAGCUGCGCCCCAGGCGUCGGGUCUGGCGCCUGCUCCGGCUACAUCUCAACUGAAUACACAGGGGGUGCUUCCGCCAAAGCCGCAUGCAGCUAGUCAGGGAUCUGCUUUCACUCAAGGUUCUGCUCCGGCUCAAGGUGCUGCCCCAGACCUGUCCCAACGACCCGGUCAGAGUGCCCCCCCUUCUGCUCGACUCUCAGCUACAGGCACCACUGCAGCUGCGGCUCCUAUCCCAUUCCCAGGCCAAGCACAGCCUGUGCCAACUGCUCCCCAGGAGUCGGCCCAGGCAGUCUCACUUACUACCCCGGCUGCUCCAACCCCACCCCAAGAAAUGGCCUCACCUGCAUCGACGACACCUCCAACCACCCAAUCAUCUGCUCCAGAGCCUAUCCAGCCUACUGCACCAACUUCCAUUCUGCCCCCGGUUGCGUCCCAGGGGCUAAGCAAUACCCAAGCGCCGCCGUCGAUGGCUUCAAUCUCACUUCCCGCUGCGGUGCAAAGCAGCAACAGCAGCAGCGGCACUUGCCAUUCACAUCCCACCGUAUCCGUUGCGCCUUCUUGUUCUACAUCUACAUCUCAGGCACCGGCGGCGAAACCACCGACGUCUGCGCCGGCACCCGUGGCUAACAUGGCCAUGGCCGGGCCUGUUGUUCCUACACCCAACCCGGCGACAGCACACGCGUCUACGUCGACGCCGGCCAAGGCCACGGUCACGGUUGCGGCUGCGGCUGCGGCUGCGAGAUGA